UUGUAACUGCAUGCACGCACUGGAUCGACCAUCUGUGAUGGUUAAUUCAUAAUUGAUCGUUUUCCUGAGUUGGGCGUGUGAGAUACAUCCCUAAAUAUGUCUUAUGAUGUUAUUGCAAAUCAACCAGUCGUUAUUGAUAAUGGCUCUGGCGUUGUCAAGGCGGGAUUCGCUGGUGACCAAAUUCCAAAAUAUCACUUUCCAAACUUUGUUGGUCGACCAAAGCAUGUACGUGUCAUGGCAGGUGCCCUAGAGGGCGAUAUAUUCAUCGGUCCAAAGGCGGAGGAACAUCGAGGACUUCUUAGUAUCAAAUACCCCAUGGAGCAUGGUAUAGUUAAAGACUGGAAUGAUAUGGAGAGGAUAUGGUCCUAUAUUUAUUCAAAAGAUCAACUACAGACAUUUUCAGAAGAGCAUCCAGUAUUAUUGACAGAAGCCCCUCUAAAUCCCAGAAAGAAUAGAGAGAAAGCAGCAGAAGUCUUCUUUGAAACAUUCAAUGUACCAGCUCUUUACAUCUCAAUGCAAGCCAUUCUUAGUUUAUAUGCUACUGGUAGAACGACAGGUGUUGUAUUAGAUUCAGGAGAUGGUGUUACGCAUGCCGUACCCAUCUAUGAAGGUUUUACGCUUCCUCAUUCAAUCAUGAGAGUAGAUCUAGCCGGGAGAGAUGUCACACGCUAUCUGCGACUUCUACUCAGGAAAGAGGGCUUUGACUUCCAUACGUCAGCUGAGCUAGAAAUAGUCAAGUUCAUCAAAGAGCAAUCGUGUUACCUGUCAAUAAAUCCUCAGAAGGAUGAGACUUCAGAAGCAGAAAAGACUGUAUAUACUCUACCAGACGGCAGCCAUUUAGAGGUUGGUCAAGCCAAGUUCCGAGCACCCGAGCUUCUCUUCCGACCAGACCUCAUAGGAGAGGAAUGUGAAGGUCUUCAUGAGGUCUUGACCUUUGCCAUUGACAAGUCUGACAUGGACCUAAGGAGAACGCUCUUCUCCAACAUUGUCCUGUCUGGUGGCUCAACGCUCUUCAAAGGCUUUGGCGAUCGUCUGCUAAGCGAGGUCAAAAAUCUUGCCCCUAAAGAUGUUAAAAUUAGGAUUUCAGCUCCCCAAGAGAGGUUAUACUCAACGUGGAUAGGAGGCUCUAUCUUGGCUUCCCUGGAUACCUUCAAGAAGAUGUGGGUCUCCAAGAAAGAAUACGAUGAUGAGGGAGUAAGAGCGAUCCAUCGGAAAACAUUCUAGCAAGCUCGAACUGUGUAAUAUUAUCACCAAGUAACUUUAACAGUAAAAUAAGAUACUUAAUUACAGCUGUACAGUUAUUACUAAUUAUGAAUGAACAAUUGUAUGUGGAUGGGGGGUGUGGCAGACUUUAGCUAGUGUAGAUAAACACCGAGUUCCCUUAUGUACAAAAAGGGAAACAUAUUCCAUUGCUAGUGAAAAUUGUAACCCUCAGGUAGUUGGUCACUUGCAUUAGAUCAUGAAGGCCAGUUUUCACAAGGUUGGGUACUACAUCGUGAAUGGAAUAAUACUUGCCAAUGUUGCAUGUUAUACCCAAACAUACAUUAUGGAAUAGCCCCCUUGCCUUGUGAAUUGACACCAAAGGAAUGUAGAAGAAACUAUCUCAUUUCAAAGAAUUGGAAGAACUGGAAAAAGAGGGGUAGAAUGGAAAAGAAAUUUUGCAUAUCUUCUAUUCAGCAUUCCAAGAAAUCUGCAAGUUUGAGUAUCGCUGUAUUCCGAGGUAACUUUGGGUUUUACUUGAGUCUUAGAAUUUCCGUAGUCACCAGUUCUCCUAGUCCUAGCAGAAGUUUGCCACGCCCUGCACAUGUAUGCCUAUGAUAAAUAGCCUACCGGUAUACAGAGCUUUCUAUUCAAUGUUGAUAUCAUUGUCCACUUCUAUUUGACAUGCAUGCAGAGUGAAAGUGUGCUCCAGGCGGGAACAUUCAGAAAUAAAAACCUUCCUCGUGGAAUUUUCCUUUGUACUUUCUUGUAUUACUGCAGGAUCUGGUUUAUAAUUGUGAUAAAGAAAGUUAUGCUAUGUUAUACAAUUAGUCUCUUUUUUUAGUCAUUAUGUUAUAGAAAAUAAUAUGUAAUAUUUUAGUGGUACCAUCCCAGUGUUAGCUGGGAGACAGAAAAAGAUAAUAGCGCAUUUAAUAUCGAAAUCAUUUGUGUAUGACAUUCCACAGAUUACCCUUUAUGCACAUUCAAUGCUUUUCUUCUGCACCGAUAAAGCCAAAAGCUUCUCAGAGAGAUUUUUUUUUCUUUCUAACUUUUAAAAUUUACAAACCUGCAUGCUAUAAAGAAAUUAUAAAGAAUAUAAUAAUGAAUGUGCUAUAUAUUUCUUACCCAUUUCUUUUUUUUUUUUGAGAGGGGGGUCAUUUCUUCUUUUUUUUCAUUGUUUUUGUUAAAAAUCCCAUGAGCCAGGAGCAUGUUUUCCUCUGUCAGUUCCCUAUGACUAGUUGUAUACCUGAUACCAAUGUAUGUAGUGAUGUAAUGUGUGCUGUGGUCUUGUCUCCUUGAAAUAUAUUUAACAGGGGCCAGUUAAUACAAACAGAUGCAAUCAAUGUUUUGUAAUUGAUCGUAACUUCUUUAUGAAGACUAUCACGGACUUCAGGACGUUGCAAGAAAAUAUUUGCAAUCAAUUUUAAGUUGCAAAAUUACAAGUGAUACAACAAAUCAAUUUAUUCUUGUUGAUGCAAGAAGAAGACCAUUGAUAAGUAUUAAAUUUGCAAUUAAUUGCAGCAAGACUUAUGCUUGAUUUUGGGACCUAAUAAUGACUUGCAAUCAAUUGCAUGUUUCGUGCAACACCCCAUUACAGUUACAAUCGAUGGUACAACUGAUUGUAUCUUUUAUGUUACCGGACCAAGUAUCACCAAUUAAUAGUGUUCCAUAUUUAAUGCUUCAUUCUUAAGAUAUGAUUAUAUCUUUCACAGUAUUCUGCGUCAAUAUAAUAUGAUUUUAUCACAUAUUUGUUCGUGAAAACCACUGACAAGAUUCUUGAUGAAUUUCUCCCCCAAAUUUGUAAUUGAUCAAAACCCAUAACUAAUCAAACAAACAUCAGAUCCACCAUCAAUUAAUUUCCAUUUCUUUUAAAUAGACAUUUUGAGUGUAAACUCUGAUAACAAGAACUAGUAACAAAUGUAGUUAUUGUUUCUAUUUUUAGUACCAAUAUCUUGUGCUGCAUACUAGUUUUGGUUUCAUUGCCCCAUACCCAAACAAACAGAUUUAUUAUUGUGGAAUUAGCAAAAACUAAAUGAAGGCAUGUGCGUCAAAGCGUAUGCCACUCUUAGGUGUAUUGGUAUUGAAAAUUUGGAGUGGUUUGGUACAGUGUAGUCAUGAAUACAUCAAAAUUAAGCACCAGAAAUAUAUGAUGAAUUGCAUUAUACUCCUAGGCGGAACGUAUGUUAUGUUGUAGGUGAUAAAAAAUUCCUGAUUGUUAUUUGUUGCUUCAACUGAUCACCUGUAUACUAAAAAAAUUAUGAGGAAGAAAAAAAAAUCUCAGACACACCCUUUUUGUUAAAAAAAAGGAAAUGAAAAUAAAAUAUUGAUAUAAUCUAUUGGGCACAAUAUCACUGCAUGUGAAUGAAAUUAUGAAGGGCAUGCAAAAUGAGAGAGGCAUUCAGCCAAAUCAAACUUAAGGGCAUCCACAGUCAUGCCUUUAAUGACCAUGGAUUACUUUGAGCCCUGUUUUUUAUCUAGAACUUGGAUAAUGAUUAGCAAUCAUGGCAAGUCUUCAUAGAACAUUUAGCAUUAUUUAAUUUUAAUUUAUUAUUUAUUGUAAAUACACUGUAAACUUUUAUUUUUCUCUUUGAUAUGUUCCCUUUCUAUUGAUUCUUUGUUUUUAUUUAUGAAAUAUGUCUUAUUUUAAGAAUGAAAAUUCAAUAGAUGAAUUUAAAGAUGUACAGAAAUAACAAAGUUCUUUUUAAAACCUUUUAUUUUACACCGGUUUUGUUUUUGUUUUGUUUGGGGAAUCAAGGAAUGAGUAUUUGAUUUGUAGUGAUAAUGAUCACUGUUUUAGUUCAUGAAAAUUGCUGUUUAGUUUGUUAGUAUCAUGUUAUUUGUAGUUGUCCUACCGAGUGAUCCAUUGUCUAUUUUACUCUGUUGCUGAGAAAAGCAUAAAUUCUGGUGUCCAAACGGACUUAAUACUCAACCCUACAAUAAGUUGUAUGCCUCUUAAUACCAUGUUUUGGUUGGUGACAACAAUAUUUGGUUUUGCUCUUUCUUUCUCAAGCUGAAAUGAAGCUUACAUAGAAGAUUAUUAACAAGUGCUUGUGUUGUCCUUUUUCAUUCUUUUUAGGAGUGAAAAAAAAAACUUCCAGUGAUUUUGAGUAAUUUUAUCGUCUGUAUCUCAGCAAAUUGAUCACUCUUUAUUGUGGGGGGGGGGUAUCAUGGAAACAAAAUCUGUCAAUGAGAGAAAUACAUGUAAUGAAUGUAUUCUGUCCAUCAUAUCACAAGUAAUCUCUAAUUGUUUAGAAAAGUCAAAAUCUUUUUUCAAGGAGCUUGUCAUGAAGUAAAAUUCUAUUAUACUUGUUCAUUUUUCUACCGUUGUUAAAGAUAUCUGUUUUAAGACGGCUCUUUCUGCAGUAGGCCAGAACUACAAUUGUGUAAAUGAUUAAUAUUCUGAUUUUUGAAAUGCAUUUACACAUUAUUUAACAUAAGCUAUUUCUAUAAUUUUUAAUUUUCUCUUUUUGUUUAUACUUUGUGACACUUCAUACUUAAAUUGUUGUCACUGAUUGUGAACACAUUUUAGAAUAUAACAUAUGAAUCGCACCUUCCAUUCCUGCAUCUUGCUCAUAGUAAACAGCUGAAGAUACUUGCUUUAUAGAAUGUGCAGAUGCGUUCCUUAUGCAUUAUUUAUUGACACGUGAUGGGUUUUACCCCCAAAAGAAAAUUUUUGAUGGAUCUGUUACUUGAGUUUUGAAGAUACACCUUUGAGACUGUUACCAAUCUAGUUGUAUCCACUGUAUAAUACAUGGAUGGCAUGUUUAAAAUAGAUCAACCCUGUAGAAAAUGCAUUACUGCUGAAAAAUAUUAUUGAUACUUCUGCAAUUCUAUGUAGUGUAAAUAAAGAAGUAACUGUGACUC
Molecule: messenger RNA, 5064 nt
Organism: Lytechinus variegatus (green sea urchin)
Lineage: Eukaryota; Metazoa; Echinodermata; Echinoidea; Temnopleuroida; Toxopneustidae
Product: alpha-centractin
Exons: 10
Coding region: 97-1224 (375 amino acids)
Source: RefSeq, a predicted model, not a curated record